GUUGAGCUCAACCCACAGGAAGACGGAAGCAAAUGACAAGCGCUUGCAAACUCAUCGCUGACCGAGGAGGGUGCAAGGACAUCAGCCAAGCGCUUGGGACUAUGACUUCUGUGGAUGGUUCAUAAACUGUCAGUGUAUUUUUACUGUACGGCCACCCAACUUUAUUGUAAAUCAUACAUUAACUUUAGACGUCUUCAGUCAUACAGACGGGAGCAGAAUGGCAUCGAUUUUCCUCAUCAGGUCUCGGACUUCGCUGUUGACAACAUCUAGAUCAAUAAAGAACGAAUUCAGAAAAGGAAAGUUGACUGAAGGAGCGUGCUUCAGUUGUACUGCAUUGCGGUUAGCCACAAACAGUCCUGCCGUUCUUGGAUGCAGCCUGCGGCCUCAUGCAUCAUCUGUACCGCAUCCUGAAUUCUCAUCGAGUCAGCAGCACUGUUUGACCAGGUCACGCCGUAUGUACUGUGCCGUCUUAGUACCUGACCACUCCCUGUCAGGCCACACCCACUUCACGCAUCAUAGGACGAUAGCUUGGCCAGAAAGCACUUCCGUUCGGUGGGUGCAUACUACAGGCCGUCUUCAUGACGAUUCAAAAGUUGAACAGUCUUUACGUUCACUAAAGGAUCGGAAUAAAAAGCUCGAGGAGGGUGGGCCGGUUUACAGUCCGACAGUGGACGCGGAGCCGGUGAGAAGGUCGAUAGGGCAACGCGUCGUUGAUGAGGUGAAGCACUACUAUCAUGGAUUUCGUCUAUUGUGGAUUGACACAACCAUCGCUGUGCGCAUGCUCUGGAGGGUACUGAAUGGAAACACUCUGUCACGCCGCGAAAGGAGACAGUUCCUGAGGACAUGUGCAGAUGUUUUCCGACUGGUCCCCUUUCUAGUUUUUAUCAUCGUUCCCUUUAUGGAGUUUCUGCUUCCCAUUGCAGUGAAGCUUUUCCCUAACAUGCUGCCGUCCACCUUUGAAACGCAGUCCAAAAAGGAGGAAAGGCUGAAGAAGGAGCUAAGGGGGAAGCUAGAGAUGGCCAAGUUCUUGCAGGACACAAUUGAGGAGAUCGCACUAAGAAAUAAAGCAGCCCAAGGCAAUGUGACCGAAGAGUUCUCCACUUUCUUCCAAAAGAUUCGUGACUCAGGAGAGAGACCCAGUAAUGAGCAGAUCAUCCGUUUCUCUAAGCUGUUCGAGGAUGAACUGACUUUAGAUAACCUGACACGGCCGCAGCUGGUGGCCCUUUGCAAACUGCUGGAGCUUCAGUCCAUCGGCACCAACAACUUCCUGCGCUUCCAGCUUAUCAUGAAACUACGAGCCAUCCGUGCAGAUGACAAGAUGAUAGCAGAGGAGGGUGUGGACAGUCUGAAUGUGAAUGAACUACAGGCGGCUUGUCGUGUGAGAGGAAUGAGAGCUCUGGGUGUGACAGAGGAGAGGCUUCGAGAGCAACUUAAACAGUGGUUGGAGCUUCACCUGAAUCAGCACAUCCCUACGUCACUUCUGCUGCUGUCUCGAGCCAUGUUCUUGCCCGACACGCUUUCGCCUGCAGACCAGCUCAAAACAACUCUACAGAACCUGCCCGAGAUAAUGGCUAAGGAAGCACAGGUGAAGGUGGCCGAGUUGGAUUUCUCCAAAGUGGAUAACAAGACCAAGCUGGAGGCCACGCUGCAGGAAGAGGCGGCCAUUCGAGAGGAGCACAGAGAGAAAGAGCUGGAGCGACUGGCUGAUGCUGCAGAGAAGGCAAAGGAACAGGCUGCACGGGAGCUUGAGGUGCUGGAUGCAGAUGGGAAGGUGGAUGCAGAACAAGCUCUGUCCAGUGCAGAUGGGGCCAUCCAUUCAGAAACACUACGAGAUACCGCACCGGUGCUAGAGGGAAUUAAGGGAGAGGAAAUCACCAAGGAGGAGAUUGACAUGCUGAGCGAUGCCUGCACCAAGCUAAAGGAGCAGAAGAAUCUCCUCACCAAAGAGAAGGAGGAACUGGAGGACCUGAAGGAUGAUGUGCAGGAGUAUAGCGAAGACCUGGAGGAGAUUAAGAGAGAGCUCUCUAAGACAGGCCAGGAGAAAGUGGUGGAGGAAUCUAAAGCAAGCAAACGUCUAUCAAAGCGAAUCAAUCUUAUGAUUGGCCGAAUAGAUAAGAUCAUGAAUGAGCUGGAAAAGGACAAGGUGGUGCUAAACGGUCAGAUGGACAGCGAAACCACACCGCCCAUAGGAUUGUUCUUUGAGAAACGUAGUAACUUGCCAAGCUUGUUCCUGUCCUACAGGGAAAAUCUUGUGAGCAUCAAUGAACUCCUUGCCAUCAUGAAGCAGAUCCAGAACAUUCCAGAACACAAGCUGCUCAGCAUUGCAGACGCUCUCGAUGAAAACAAGGAUGGCAAGAUUGACAUAGAUGAUGUCAUCAAGGUCAUAGAGCUGAUCGAUAAGGAGGACAUCGAUAUCUCCACCAAUCAAGUAGCAGAGAUCAUGGUGAUGCUUCAGAAGGAGGAGAAGUUGAUGGAGAAGGAAAAAGCCAAGGAGAAGGCAGAGAAAGAGCAGGCAGCUAAAAUCCAAAACUAGACUUAAAACUGACAGCGCCACGUAAGGAAACGACCACGAAGCUAUUAAAGACCACGAAUGUGCUUAAUGUGUUUCAGAGAGAGGCGAAACUAAAGCUGUAAUUAUUGCUAUAUAAUGUGUUUCUUUUUGGUUGUUCGGAGAGAAAAAACACUUGUAAAAGGUUUAGAGAGAUCUUUCCCUGGAGUGUACGGUUUUACAUGCUAAACUAGGAACAAAUUUUGCUUUGUUCGAGACUGUUGUGUAAUGACUGAAUUGACAAAUUAAUUUAUUAAUAGUAUUUCAGAAAUUAAUUUUAAAAGGAUAUUUGUUUUGAAAAAAACAAAAAAACGUUUUGACCAUUUAAAAAUGGUCAUUGUUUUAAGAAUUCUGUUUUGUUGAAGCUUUAAGCAUCAAAAAUUAUUUAGAAAAAAAUAAUGAAAAUAUGAAGACAUUCUCAUCAACACCCCUUUGGCAGUGAUGUCAUUUCCUGUGAUCUGAGGUCAUUUCCUCUCUUUGCACAUUACAUCAUUCCACGUUUCUCAUCUGUUUUUUUCUUUUAAGUGCUCAGUUCAUUUACACGAGAUUGUCAAAUAUUGCUCAUACUCAUGAUGUUUAUCUAACAACCAAAGACAAUUUGUUAUACAGGUUGUGCUUUAUUUUGUCCUGUAAAUGCACAUUUAUGCCACUAAGCCCUGCAUCUUGUAUGCUGCAGAAAUGUAUUGACUGAAAGUCAGUGGCUGUCUAAUUGAUUCUUCAUUUUUAAUAUUUAUCUUAAUUGAGCUUUUAUUUUGGAUUAAUUUUAGCAUUGUGUGCAUACAUUCAUUUUGUGGCCUUAGCAGUCAGCCCCCCAAAAGUUGAAUCCAGAUAUAAUACAGCUAUAGUUUCUAUGCAUUAAGUGUAUAGAAAAUGUCCUUGCUAUGGGUCUCUGUAUUAGCAAUCUUAUGUUUCAAAUGCAUUUAGUGUUUGUGAAUGUUGCCCUUACUACCUGAAAGGUAGCCGUGUUUGUGUCUGGAAUAGAUACAAGUAACUUCAGUCAGUGUGGCCCAGCCCAUUCACAGCAAUAAGAGACCAAUCUAAAGAAGCUGUCUGAAUAAGCAUCUGCUCCUUACAUGGAGAGAAUUGCGAGUGGUGGCAGCAAAUUCUCACACAUGCAUAUUCGCAGCUUUGGCAGGCAGCGUGCAGUAACUGGAAAAUGUCUAUCAGUGUCACGCUCGCUGUUAUGAUGGCGUGAGUUUGGUAGCGUAGUUUCAUGUGGCACACAAGGCUGUGAAUCAUCACUCUUAACCCUAAACAUGUCACACAGAGGGAUGAUGUCUAUCCUCAAAACUCUCUGUGUUGUGUGUGUCUGAAUCUAGGUGCCUAUUUCACGAUGUGUCUCUUCACUGCAGUUAAGCCUGUGUUUAUAUCUGCUUCUCAACAGCAUUUCUAUUAUUACUACUACUACUAUCUCAUUAAUAAUACCAUAUUGUAAGUUGUUUGUAUUUAAACAGAGAUGCUGAUGUGUAAUUGCACUAAAAGUUGUUUUGAGUUUUAUUUUGGAGUGUUGAUCUAGACUCAGGAAGACCAAUGUUCGGUCUGUGUUUGCACAAAUCGAGAGAUAUUUUAAGAGGACGCACACUUAAAAAAAUGUUUGUGGUAGAUUGGUUAAUAUUGUAGAAAGGUAUAAGGAUACCUUAGAUUGCUUACAGUUCUUUGUAAAGCUAAUUUAAAAUGUAAGCUUCUGAUUAAUUCAUAAGAAAUGGUGCAUAUAUAAAUGACAAUAGGAAAGGAUUAAAAAGGAUAUGAGGGACAAUUAAUGUAUUUAUUACAACAUGAAUUACUUAUUUUAAAGCUUGAGCCAAAUAAUUGAGCUUAAUGGAUCAAACUUGCAGUAUAAAUGCUCCCAAAAGACAUGUUGUCAGAUUCUGCUUAUCAUCCUGUAUUUGUUAAGAGGUAAUUUAAUCUCAUAGAAAACUGGUCUGCUUUAUCUACUGUUACGCUAUAGUUACCUUAUAGACUAAAAAUCAAUAUGUUGCAAAAUUAUACAAAUAUGUAAUUUGAUUGUUUAUACUACCUAAUAUGUAAAUAGAAAUUACAUGCAAAGGUGUGAAUAAAAUCAAGCUGAUCCCUGAAAA
This is a messenger RNA of Misgurnus anguillicaudatus (oriental weatherfish), 4626 nucleotides long. It is a transcript of the gene letm1, whose product is annotated as leucine zipper-EF-hand containing transmembrane protein 1. Gene Ontology annotation, biological process: intracellular monoatomic cation homeostasis. The record is from RefSeq and is a predicted model, not a curated record. Gene Ontology annotation, cellular component: mitochondrial inner membrane. Gene Ontology annotation, molecular function: calcium ion binding; ribosome binding. NCBI's taxonomy places the organism in Eukaryota, Metazoa, Chordata, Actinopteri, Cypriniformes, Cobitidae.